This is a messenger RNA of Astyanax mexicanus (Mexican tetra), 8402 nucleotides long. RefSeq names its product Rho GTPase activating protein 21b (gene arhgap21b). The coding region runs from base 337 to 5760 and encodes 1807 amino acids. Gene Ontology annotation, biological process: signal transduction. The record is from RefSeq and is a predicted model, not a curated record. Gene Ontology annotation, molecular function: protein binding. Lineage: Eukaryota; Metazoa; Chordata; Actinopteri; Characiformes; Acestrorhamphidae. The transcript has 26 exons.
GCUCGUGCGAUUCGACUCCCAGGCGCGAGCGAGGCUGAAGCGAGCAGCCAGAAAGUUUCGGAGCGGCUUGUUAAGUUGUUUAAAACGCAGGAGAACGGAGAAAUGUCGUUCCUGCGGCUCGGAAAAUGGAUUUAUCUGUCUCCUCAUGCUGAGCGGGGAGAGUUUAUCUGAUUUCCAAUGGGCGUUCAGGGCGUUCGCGGCGUUCCCUCAGCGCGGUGCUGCCAACAGACCUUCUCCGCAGGACGGAUGUUUACUUUGUAAUCAGAUGGUUUGGAUUACUUGGACGCUCACCUAGAUGUCGGCUGCAGCGGGUGAUCGCUAUUUACGUGCAGUGAAAUGAUGGAAACAACACGGAGGAACCCCGACGACGAGGAUGAGGCCAACUAUUCCUCUCCAGCUCCUCUCAGCGAGGAUGUUUUGGAGCAGAGCAAAUCUUCAGCUGCUCUGUUCCAGCUGGAGGAUGAGCCCUUCUCCUGGCCGGGGCCGAAAACUCUGCGUCUGCGCAGGACCUCCAUGGGUUUCGGCUUUACCCUGCGACACUUCAUCGUCUAUCCUCCAGAGUCUGCAGUGCAUUCUGUUAAGGAUGAAGACAAUGAUCACAGAGGGCGACCACGAAACAGACUGGAGCCCAUGGACACGAUCUUUGUGAAGCAGGUGAAGGAGGGAGGACCUGCACAUGGAGCUGGACUCUGCACAGGUGAUCGUAUAGUGAAGGUGAAUGGUGAGAGCAUCAUUGGGAAGACCUAUUCCCAGGUGAUUGCUCUGAUCCAGAACAGCGAAACAUUUUUAGAGCUGUGUGUAAUGCCAAAAGAUGAAGAUAUCCUACAACUGUUUUCACGGGAGAUCACUGCUGUGGCCUAUUCCCAGGAUGCCUACCUUAAAGGUCACGAUGCCUACAGUGGGAACGCUCGUCACAUUCCAGAGCCACCUCCCAUAUGUUACCCACGAGUAGACUGUAAACCCCUUGGGAUGACGGAGGCCUCCGAGGCAACACCUGCCCCAGGUGGGCCUCCACCUGAUUUGGGAUACCGUGUGGAAAUACCUGUCCCUCCAUCACCGCCACCACGAGUCUCGAAGCAGCAAUCAGCCAUCUGCGUGUGCAACGACAGCGUCCGGACUGUGGUGGUAUCUCCCGACAUCCACAUGGGCCACCUGGGUGCUUCAGUGAGGGGAGACUACAUGGGUCACGUGGGUCCAGACGCGAUGCUGAUGAGGACCAGACCUGGUACGGUGUCAGGAGGCCGUCCGCCGUACCUUCACGCUCGCACUGCUGACGUGUACCCUUCGGGUUACCAUGGAGAUUCUUACGCCAUUCCGCCUACUCACUAUUCUCCCUCCGCCUCGUCCGCCUCCAUCCCUCCGGGCUCCCACCAGAAAAUUGACUGGCGGACUUACCAGACUUACAGGGAGUACAUUGACAACAAAGGCCUUCAUGCUUACAGCCGGACUAUACAGGAGCGACUGGACAGCCUUAGAGCGGCUUCCCAAAGCUCCCAUGGCGCUGCCCAUUUUGCAGCAAUGCCCGCAUGGGGCAACAAGAUUCGACGGCGGAGCACAUCUCACGACCGGUCGUACCAAGGUCCCCCUGUGCUUCCACCACGUAGUGCCUCCCAGGACAGGAUGAGAGGUACCGAAAGAGCAUCACGGACAAGAGAUUGGCCUCCCCGUAGCGUUUCCUCAGACGGGCUCAUUCGCCAACCUCGUAUUGUUUCCUCGGACUAUGUCGAACACAGUGACGUUGUUGUUCCCAACAUGCCUUGGCAUGCAGAAUGGAGGGGAUACGGCAGAGCAGAGCAGGGUGGUACUCGUCCCAGUCGUCAGUCUCUUCCCCAAAGAGCAGUGCUCUAUUCACACCCAGCAGGUUAUGGGAACAGCGUCAGAGGUAGAUCGUCUGCUCCCCAUCAGCUGAGCUUGAGGACGGACAUUCCUCCCCCCCUCGCUUCCUCUGAGAGAAUAUCACGCAUUAGUAAAAACCAGGCCAAAGAGCCCCCGCAGUCCAAAGACCAAAGAGCCGCCUCCGCGGCGAGCAAUCACGUUUCCGUCCCCGCGUCCCUGUGCCAGCAGUCCAGGGCUCGAGCGGAGACGAUGCAGAGCCCUGAAUCGGGCAAGGAAACCUCCGUGGGCCAGCGGUCUGCGUCUUGCUCUGUUGCGCCCCCUGCGCAGAAAACGCACAACCGCGAUGUCAGGGGUCUACCUCCUGUUAACGGGCGCAGUCCAGUAGAGGGCGUAGUCCUGCGGGAGAAGCCACCCGCCGGGAAGAACGCAUCCCAGCCGCUUCGUCACCCGUCCUACAUCCUCGCUGUCAACGACACUGAUGGGGCGGAGCCAGCAGGAGGAGUCGUGUGCUGGCUACCCAAUGAUGCGCGCCGAGAAAUGCACAUGAGGCGACUGGGUGAGCAGCAGGAUUCCUUCUGCUCCAGCAACCUGGACGAAUCUCUCGACUCCAUCCCCUUCAUUGACGAGCCGGCCAGCCCCAGCGUGGAUCAUGACGGCAGCCACAUUCCUGCUUCAGCUGUGAUCUCAACAGUUCCGGCUGGAACUUCCGACACGUCAAGUCCAAAGACUCCGAGUCCACACAUGCGCCGGCAGCUUUCCCAUGACCAAGAAUCACUGAGAAACGCCAUCCUGGAACAGAGUGGAGCCAGAACCGAGCGCUCCAAAUCUUACGACGAGGGUUUAGACAAUUACAGAGAGGAGGGACGAGGGCGCUCCAGUAAACCAAGCCUGAGUGUCUUCAGGAAGGCUUUGGAUGGUUAUAAAUCUUCUGAUGACUCGAGCUCAAGGAGGGACUCAUCAGAUAUUUUCAGCGAUUCUUCCAAAGAGGGCUGGCUGCAUUUCAGACAGCUCAACACAGAAAAGAGCAAGCGCGUGGGCGGAGGCAUGCGGCCGUGGAAGCAGAUGUACGCUGUGCUGCGUGGCCACUCCCUUUACCUUUACAGGGACAAAAAGGAGGGCGUGGCUCACGCAAACUCUCAGCUGGAUGAAGAUCCGCAGCCGGUCAGCAUCAAGGCCUGCUUAAUUGACAUCUCGUACAGCGACACCAAGAGAAAGAACGUCCUGAGGCUGACCACGUCCGACUGUGAAUACCUGUUCCAGGCAGAGGGCAGAGACGACAUGCUGUCCUGGAUUAGAGUCAUUCAGGAGAACAGCAACCUGGAUGAAGAGAACGCAGCCGUGACGAGCACGGAUUUGAUCAACAGGAAGAUCAAAGAAUACAUUUCCAUGAGUGCUCCCCCCAGCAAAACAGAGCCUUCCCCCAAAGCCUCCCGGCAGUCAUUAAGCAUCAGACACACACUGCUGGGUGUCACAAGCAUCAAGGGCCAAAGUCCACACAGUCCGAGAAAUGAACAGGAGAGAAGCAGCAAAGAUGACUCCAGUCCACCCAGAGAUAAAGCUGCAUGGAAGAGGAUACCAGGGCUGAAGAAGAAGCCCCAGGAGAAGAAGCCCCCAGCAGGGGUGACUUUCGGAGUGAGGCUAGACAGCUGUCCUCCAGCUCAGAACAACGGAUUUGUGCCUUUAAUAGUGGAGGUGUGUUGUAAGUUAGUGGAGGAGAGGGGGCUGGAGUACACUGGGAUCUAUAGAGUUCCAGGGAACAAUGCUGCCAUCUCCAGCAUGCAGGAGGAACUGGACACAAAGGGCAUGACUGACAUCGACAUAGAAGAUGACAAAUGGCGAGAUCUUAACGUCAUCAGCAGCUUGCUCAAAUCGUUCUUCAGGAAACUUCCAGAGCCGCUGUUUACUAACGAAAAGUAUUCUGACUUCAUAGAAGCCAAUCGAACAGUAAACGGAGUGGAGCGGUUAAAAGUACUGAAACGACUGAUCCAUGAGCUGCCUGACCAUCAUUACGAAACCCUGAAGUUCCUCUCUGGACAUCUUAAGACUGUUUCUGAGCACUGUGAGAAGAAUAAGAUGGAGCCUCGUAACCUGGCUAUUGUAUUUGGACCAACCUUGGUCAGAACGUCUGAAGAUAACAUGACCCACAUGGUCACACAUAUGCCUGACCAGUACAAAAUUGUGGAGACAUUAAUUCAACAAUAUGACUGGUUCUUUAAAGAAGACGGAGAUGUGGAACCCAUAGCCCCUGUAGAGCAGGAGAGCACGGUGCAGUCGCAGCCCGUUCCCAACAUCGACCACCUGCUAAUGAACAUUGGGCGCACGGGGCAGUCCCCAGGGGAUGUGUCAGAUUCAGCCACCAGUGACUCUGCCAAAUCAAAGCAGGGCUCCUGGGGGUCUGGUAAGGACCAGUAUAGCAAAGAGCUGCUGCGCUCCUCCAUCUUUGCCAGUCGCAAGCGCAAAAAACCCAAGGACAAAACUCAGCUGAGCAGCUCCGACGACGACCUAGACGCUGUGUUCUCCAAUAAGGAGCUCCAGGAGGAGAGUGACCCGAACUGGCCCACCGACGACCAAACCGAGGAGGCUGAGAGCGAGGUCGGUGUCGGUGACCCACUUGAAAGUGCUGAGGAUGCUGAGGACCACGGCGAAGGACAGAACAGCACUGUAGCAGUUUCCAGCAACCAGCAGCUUCCUUCAGUGCUUAUACCCCUGCAGAACCACCCGCAGUCCAUCCAGAAAACGAGCGAAUUCCCCGGUCUGAGCUACCGCACGCAGAUGGCACGCCAGAACUCUCUAUCUGAUCCCCCGUCCAACUACGACGAAGGGUGCAUCUCAGACCUGGGAACGCUGAACAGCACCAGUUCCCAGGCCUCAGGACCCAGGAUGAGGAGGGGAAGGAUCCCGGGCAACUGGGCGGAGAACACUGGAGCGGCGGAGGUUUGCUCCAUCACCUCGGAUUACUCCACCACUUCCUCCAUGACUUUUCUAACUGGAGUAGAGUCCAGUGCCUUGAGCCCGGAGGUUCGCUCGGUGGCCGAGAGCCGAGGGGACGACGACGCCGACGACGAGAGGAGCGAACUGAUUAGCGAGGGAAGGCACAUGGAGACAGACAGCGAGAGCGACCUUUCCGUAUUCGCGACCGGCAGAGAUUGCAUUCCCGGAGAAGAGAUCUACCUUGCAGAAGGCAGAGCGACACCUAUGCAAGAGCCACCGAGCCUCAUCGCGUCUCAUCGCAUCAUAGCGUGCGAUACCCUCUCGCGCAAACGAGGGAGCCGGCAGAAAACAGACAGCGAGUCUUCGACUGACGGAGGUGGCGGUGGCCGCAGCGAGAUUGAGUCCGUCAGGCUGUCGAGGAUGCUGGAGCCGGUCAAAUCAAGCAAAUCAAGCGGCAGCCCGGUUCUGUCUCGCAGCGAGUCUGAAAGAGAGCGGUUAGAACCCGUUUGGCGACUCAGGAUCACAGACAGACUCAAGUGCCGGCUGCGGUCAUCCGCGGACGACAUGUUUGGGGUGGGAUCUCAACGCACCAGGUCGCCUGAGACUCGCAGCAAAAGAAAGACCAACAUCCGGCGGCGGCACACGAUGGGCGGCCAAAGAGACUUUGUGGAACUUUCGGUCAUCGGUGGCUGGCAGGGUAGCGAGGGCGCCGAACUCUCGGCGAUGGAUCGCUUAAAGCCUAAGUGCAGCUCCCAGGACUUUUCCAUCACGGACUGGAUCGUGCGAGAGCGCCAUCGCGCCAGCAACCCAGAGGUGAGCCUGGACACCCUGGACUUGAUCUGUGCUGCUGGACCCUCGCGCUCCUCCUCCAGUGCGCUGCAGAUGCUCAACGGAGACGCGGCGACGUCGUCUCAAAGCAAAAACCUUGACGCCCACCCCCACAAACUCUCCGGCACCCAAGUGGUCCGGUCCCGUUUCUAUCAGUACUUGUGACAAAGUGACGACGGCAGUCUGCGAGGGUGAAUGUUCGUGGAAACGUGUUUUAUAUAUAUAUAUAUAUAUAUGCAUAUGCACAUCUGUGGAAGAGCAGAUCAAAAAGCCUUCAUGAUGAUAAAACAUAAAAAAUUAAAUAUGCCUGACAGGUUUUGUUUGUUUGAGGUACUCGAGCGGCGUCUGCUAGACGGCUAAAAUGCUAAAAGAGAUGUCUGUAUGAUCGGAAGAAUUUUAAUGAGAGUGAUAUAUAUAUAUAUAUAUCCUCCUGAGACCCAGACUUUGACUUUUAAUUUCUCUUAAAUUUGUCAUUAAUAGGACCUAAUGACCUAAAAACAAAAUUUUAGCUUCUUACAGUAAGUUAAUAAACUAUUUUCAAACAUAAAAUGGGAUGAGAUUUUUAUCUGGCCCAUGUUUCUGUCAGGCCUGGCAGUAGAAACGUUUGACUGGGAUUCCUGUUUUAAUGAGUUUAAUGUCAUUGGACACUAGAUGGUACGGGUAGUGCUUUCAUAUACGGUCAAAGGUCAAGGGUUUAAGAAGUGCAGUAUCAUGGUGCAGAAAAGCUGAAAUGUUAUGUCCCCUUAUGAGGACGCAAGGUCUCAAGAGGAUAUAUAUGUCUGGAAAACAAACAAACGAACAGAAACUACAUAAAAUAGAACAGAAACGACGGUACUGACGCACUUCUCCGACAGACAGGCGAAGUGAAGUUCCCGCUCCCGUUUUCCCUCCUCUUCUGUUUGUUCCCUGUUCUUCCCUCCCUUUUUUAUAAAUUUUUACUCAUUGACCGAAGGUCUCUUAGUGAAGAGAAUCCUCUCUCGCUUCAGACCGGGUGAACCCCCAGUAUUGCUGGAAGACUGCAGGGCUACAGUUGCACUGGAUUCGGGGCGCGAGAGCCGUGGUGAGAGUCGCGGUGGGAACGCAUUAAAUGCGUAAAUAAAAAAAGAGCAUAAUUUCGAGCCAGAAUGGCGGCGAAUGUUCUCGGAAGUAGGUCAUAGGGUCGUAGUAGGAUUGAAUCGGAUGUCGAUGAGACGAGACGAGAGGUUUUUUAGUGUCUUUUUUUAAGUAUUGCUAGAAAUACUUUUUGUUGCAAGUGUAGAAAAGGAGGUCUUCUCAAUUGUGAACGAAUUAUCAAAUGAAUGAAUGAAUGAAAAUAUGAAAAAUUGAUUGGUCCUUCUGCAACCAAAAUGAAGAAUGUAUUUUAUCUGCUUGCUGUAAGACUUAUAAAAGAAAAGAAAAGAAGAAGAAGAAGCAGUGUGCUUUCGCGUCUUUUAUUUUAACUGUACAUAGAGCUCCUCAAUCCUCUCUUGUACUUGAAACGGUUUCCACCCUCCUGCUUGUUUUUACUUCUUUUUUUUUUCUCUGGGCCUGAUUUCGGACUGCUUCCUGUGCCGUAUCGUGGGAUUGUGUUCAUUUUUUCAUUUUUAAAACCAGUGAGAGUGCAUGGCAGAAGCCAGACGCUUUGCCGAAGCUCAUGACUGCAAAAAUGGAUCAAUUUUAAAAUCAGUUUCAACAUAAAACAAACAAACAUAAAAAAAGCUCUGGAUAAAAUAAAGAGAGCACUUGAGUAAAAUGAACAUUGUUCUUUUAUUCUUUAAAAUACAGACAACAUUUCUCCCAAAUUACAAAUAAAAAUAUUCUUAUUUAGAUUUAGAGCAUGUAUUUGCAGAAAAUGAGAAAUGGCUGAAAAGACAAAAUCUCAAAAUAAUGCAAAAAAUCAAUAUUUGGUGGAAUAACCCUGGCUAGUUUUUAAUCAGUUUUUUUCAUGCAUCUUGGCAUCAUGUUCUCCUCCACCAGUCUUACACACUGCUUUUGGAUAACUUUAUGCUGCUUUACUCCUGGUGUAAAAAUUCAAGCAGUUCAGUUUGGUGGUUUGAUGGUUUGUGAUCAUCCAUCUUCCUCUUGAUUAUAUUCCAGAGGUUUACAAUUUGAUAAAAUUAAAGAAAUCGUCAUUUUUAAAUGCUCUCUUGUUUUUUUUUUUUUUAUCCAGAGCUGUAUUUAUAGAGGAGGGAGAUUGUAGAGGAUUGAAUUAUUCAGUUCCAUGUAUUUAGAUAAAAGAAGGUUCUCAUGUGGAACAGUUCGGGCGCAGGUUUAUGAGUGCGCCAUAACUUUCUGUCGAACUCUAUAAGAAGUUCUGUGAUUAAGAAGAUUUUAAUCUCAGCUCGAGGACAAAACACACAAACCUACACAUCUCACGAGAAGCUUCCUUUCCUUCGGCAUUCCACUUUGGUCUUAACACGUUUUUUUUACGGUUUCAUUUUCAUUUUUGAAGUUGGUAUUUUAACCAGACUUGAAUUUUAAAUAUUCCUGUAAAAUAAUAACUUAAGUGUACAUAUCUAUUCCAUGUUUUAGCAUCUCCGUUCCCUCAUCUUCUUCUGAGUUAGUUUCUUUUUCUGUAAGUAUUGUACGAUACAGGAGUGUAGAUAGAGAGGGAAGCGAUUGGUUGGUUGAUUGGUUGGUUGGCCGGUGGGUGGGCGGGGUUUGGGGAGAGAACUGGACCAUGCUAAUCAUCAUCUCUAGGGGGCGCUGGUCCCUGCGUUUUGGGGAGAAAAUGCUUCCUUGACUGUUUGUAUCAUGCUGUGUCCACUCUGAAUGUGGAGGGACAUUCAAAACACUGGAAAAUAAAAUGCUUUAUGUCUGACUGAGAA